UUUUUUUUCUUACUGCACACUUGCUUGUUUGCACUCCACUCCCUCUUCUCUCUCUCCUCUCUUAUCCUUCAUUCCUCCAGCUGCAGUACACUUGAAAUCGACAUUCCUCUCCCUCCCUCAACAGCUGAUUCCCUCUUCAUUUUGUAAUGGCCCCUCCAUCCUCCAAAAGAACUGCGAUCGCCUCGGUCAAAUACCAUGUCCAGCAAUGGGUCAACCUCGUCCUCGACAACUCCAUCUAUCAGAACCUCGUUCUCCUCUAUCUCUAUCGUGUCUUCAAGUUCAUCUAUGGCCUUUUUAACAAAUCCACGGAGCUCUCGCGUAUUUGCGGCGCCAAUAACUGGCCCACCCCACUGGAUGCGCUCUGGGACGACGACGGCAAUGUCACCUCGAGCCUCGUCAACGAAAAGAAUCUCGGGACUAUCGCAUACUCCUCUGCCGCCACCGCAGUCCAUCUCCAUGUCCGUAGUCAUACUGGACUUGGUCCCGCUGGCUGGGGAAGACGUGGUAGCAUGCAGAGUGGGCAAAACACAGCUUCAUCAGCAGCAGCGGUGACAGGCACUACGGCAGCAAGGAGGACCAUUAGGACUUCGGAUGAUUCAGAACGCUCAACACAAUCGUUUCAUGACUCUGGAACGGAUGUGGAGGAGCGCAAUCUUGUCCAUAGCUCCGGUUUGUUCAUGCCGUCGUCAGUGACUACGACUGUGGAGGAUAGUCAAGAGCUGUCGUCGUCCUCGACGACUUCGCUUGUGGAUGAUCAUGCAACGGAAUUGAGGCACCGUAAGAAGAGGAGUGUGUCCAUGGCGAGCAGCAUCAGCAGCAGCAAUAGCUUGGCAGACCGUACCAAAAUGGAUCUGAGACAAUCAAGAGCCGCGGCUGGCAUGGUGUACAGAAUCGAUCGAUGCAUUCUUUUUUCAAAGCAGCUUACGUUGGAGAGACGUGAGUUGGAGGCGGCCGAAUGCGACCCAGUCCAGAUUAUACACCAAAUUCUUCGCAAGAAGCGGUUCCCCGACGGAGGAUCGCCCAAUACACCCGCGGCAAGGAAACUGCAGUAUGCACUGGAGAAGGUGGCAUCGACACAUCAGCUCGCACGGGAAAUCAACCAACGCGCUCAUACCAAGUACGAUUCCACGAAUCCCGCCCAUGAGCGGAAAUUAAUGCUGCUCUGGGACCUUCUUCAACCUCAGGAAAAGCUCAAGAGUCGAUACACGAAGCAGUGGACAGAGAUUGGGUUCCAGGGCAAGGACCCAGCAACGGACUUCAGGGGCAUGGGCAUGCUUGGACUGGACGAUUUGAUUUAUUAUGCGAGAUAUUACCCUCAGUCGGCAAGACACGCAUUAGAGUGCUCACAUGAUGAGAAAUCUUGGUAUUCGUUCGCGAUUGUCGGUAUCAAUAUCACAGCGUUUGCGGUGCAAACUCUGCGGACUAGACAGCUGCAGUACUUUUUGUUUCUGAACGGCACAGAUCGAUCCAUUUAUCAUGAGCUAUAUUGCUAUUUGUUCCAUCGGUUCAAUGGAUAUUGGACAACACUGGAUCCGAAGCCGAGCAUUAUGGACUUUGAGAGGGUGUUUGCGGAUUUCAAGAUUAUGAUGGAGCGACAGUUAGCACGGCGCAAGCUGAUGAUGAUGAGAUACGAUACGAAGGAGAGCUUGGAUGACCAACAUCUCCGUCGUGGCCCUGCUGAGGAGAAGAGCAGUGACGGCGAGGCGGUUGAGUUGGAGACGAAAAAGGCAAAAUGAGGUGGACCCGAGGAGAGGGUCUCCGAAUAGGGAUGGAUGGUCACUAGGGGAGGGUGGUUUCCUCUGGUGAUGAUAGAUAGAGAGAUUGAAUAGAAGACAGAAGGAAGUUGAAAAAAAAGAAGUAUUAAACACGACUCUUUCAACAAAAACCAAGAAAACCAAGAAAAAAAAAGAAGGCUGGGUGUGAACAAGAAGGCAUGGAGACAGGGCAACUGGUGGUUUGGAUUGAAGUACACUAUCUACAUAGUAGAAAGUGAAGCUUGAUGCAAGGUUCAGGUUCAGAAAUAAACGGGAUAUUUUUAUCGCUCUUCGGCUGGGCUGGGCUGGGCUGGGCUGGGCUGGGCUGGGC
Molecule: messenger RNA, 2085 nt
Organism: Gamsiella multidivaricata
Lineage: Eukaryota; Fungi; Mortierellomycota; Mortierellomycetes; Mortierellales; Mortierellaceae
Product: ELMO/CED-12 family-domain-containing protein
Exons: 9
Coding region: 147-1736 (529 amino acids)
Molecular function (GO): GTPase activator activity
Source: RefSeq, a predicted model, not a curated record